UGCCGAGCGACAGUGUACGGCAGUAAUUCUGAGUGUUUUGGUGUCGUAAGUUCGGCGAUUCAGUGUAUUAAAAUAAAGUUAUAAAUUGUUAUUGUGCGUAAAAAGUGGUAAUUUACGCAAGUGAAAUGCGAUUGUCUUGUGGUUUAGCCACAAUUUUUGUGGUGUUGGCUGUGGUCUUGCGAGAGCAGUCGGUCCACGCUGCAUGCGGUUAUGCGAACUGUCCGGCGGGAAAGAUAAACAUGAUCAAUGUCCAUUUGGUACCACACUCCCAUGAUGAUGUAGGCUGGUUGAAAACUGUUGAUCAGUACUACUAUGGAUCACGUAACGGCAUACAACGAGCGGGCGUGCAAUACAUUCUCGACAAUGUGGUGCAGGAACUGUUGAAGGAUGCUAAUCGGCGCUUUAUUUAUGUCGAAUCUGCGUUCUUCUUUAAAUGGUACAACGAACAGAGUGCCGAUAUAAAGUCGAAGGUAAAGACACUGGUAAAUGGUGGACGCUUGGAGUUUGCCGGCGGCGCGUGGUCAAUGAACGAUGAGGCGGCGGUGCAUUAUCAGUCGGUGGUGGAUCAGUUCACCAUUGGCUUAAAAGUACUUCAGGAACUUUUCGGUACUUGCGGACGUCCGCAUGUCGGCUGGCAAAUCGAUCCUUUCGGUCACUCGCGUGAAAUGGCAUCACUAUUCGCUCAAAUGGGUUUUGAUGGACAAUUCUUUGCACGCAUGGACUGGCUCGAUAAGAAGGAGCGUAUGAACAAUAUGACAGCUGAGAUGAUCUGGAAGGCUAGCGCUGAUCUGGCUGAAAGAUCCGAACUUUUUACGGGCCUGUUGUAUAAUCAUUAUUCCGCGCCGCCAAGCUUUUGCUUCGACACACUCUGUUCCGAUGAGCCCAUAAUUGAUGGCAAUAGCUAUGACAACAAUGUACUAGAAAGGGUGAACACAUUCAUUGAGUACAUACAAAAUGUUACAGCGCGCUAUCGUUCUUCACAUGUACUUAUUCCCAUGGGUGAUGACUUCAAUUAUCAGAAUGCGGCGAUUAAUUUCAAGAAUAUGGACAAGUUGAUAAAAUAUGCUAAUGAGCGUCAGUCCGUUGGUUCGAAGGUGAAUCUAUUUUACUCCACACCCGCUUGUUAUCUAAAAGCCAUACAUCAGGAGCCACUAACUUGGCCCAAUAAAACGCAAGACUUCUUUCCCUACUCCACUGAUUGGCAUAGCUACUGGACCGGUUAUUAUAGCUCACGUCCCACGCAAAAACGUUUCGAACGUGAUGGCAAUCACUUCCUACAGGUGACUAAACAACUCACCACGCUCGCGAACCUCACUGGAAACAGUGUGGAUGACAAUUUGAAUCAGCUUCGUCAUGCCAUGGGCGUAAUGCAGCAUCAUGAUGCCAUCACUGGCACUGAGAAACAACAUGUAGCUCAAGACUACGAUCGUCUGCUGACUGCUGCUAUUGAGUCGGCGCAUACGAACGCUCGUUCGGCAUUGCAGAAACUAACCAACCUCACAAGUGGUGAAUUCGUCAGCUGUUUGCAACUGAAUAUCAGUGUUUGCGACUUCACCAAGGAUGGCGCAAAUCAAGUGGUGGUCACAUUGUUCAACCCACUUGCGCGACCCUCAACACAAUAUGUCCGUGUGCCGGUGAAGAAUGAGGCUUACAUAGUGACCGACGAUACUGGUCGUGUGGUUCAAUCUGAUUUACUACCUGUGCCCAGGGAAGUACAGUCUCUCAGUUUCCGUCCUAAGCAUGCCACUCACGAACUCGUUUUCUCGGCUUAUGUAGAGAAAUUGCGUAGCUACUAUAUUAAGAAGAGAAUUAAUCGACGAAGUGCGGACGAACAGGCAGGAGUGAAACUAAAUGGGUGGGAAGAUGAAAGUAUUUUGGAAGCUAAAUUAAGAGUUAGACCAUCGGAUAUUCAAUCAAGAGCAGAGAUCGUUGUUAAGAAUUCGCUUGUUAAGUUAACCUUCGACGGCACAGGACAUCUCAAUCAGGUUGAAAUGAAUGGUGUCACCGAGAAAAUACGUCAAGACUUCUACUACUACAAUGGCGCAGCUGGCAAUAAUGCCGAGUUCAAGAAUCGUUCUUCCGGUGCUUAUAUUUUCCGACCCAAUGGCUCUGAAAUAUUAAUUGGUAAUACCGCCAGCUUCAGCAUUUAUGAGGGUGCACAAGUUAAGGAGGUACAUCAACGCUUCAAUCAAUGGGUGUCGCAGGUGAUUCGUAUUUACGAAGGCGUGAAUCGUGUCGAGUUCGAAUGGCUCGUCGGCCCGAUACCGAUUAAUGACAACAUCGGCAAGGAGGUGAUCACACGCUUCAACAGCAGCAUCAAAUCGAAUGGUGUCUUCUACACCGACUCCAAUGGUCGUGAAAUGCUGCGUCGUGAACGUAACAAACGUGAAUACUUUAAGCCCAAUAUGACUGAAGCUGUUUCGGGUAAUUAUUAUCCAGUGACAGCACGCAUUGCCAUUGAGGACGCAACGAAACGUAUUGCCUUGCUCAAUGACCGUGCGCAGGGUGGCAGUAGUUUGAAAGAUGGUGCACUUGAGUUGAUGUUGCAUCGUCGACUGUUGCGUGAUGAUGCAUUUGGCGUAGGUGAGGCUUUGAAUGAGACUGCUUUCGGUCAAGGUCUGGUGGCACGCGGCAAAGUGUAUCUUGUGUUGGGUAAAGUAAAGGACGCACCAUCACGCUACGAGCGCGUCGAGCAGCAACAGCUACAUUUACCCUUCUGGAAAUUCUUCAGCAGUGCUUCAAGAGCUAGCAAUGUGAAGGUGCCCAAAGUUUCUGCUUUCGAUGUGGCGCAAAAUGUACAUUUACUAACUUUGGAACCGUUCGGCACAAAAGAGCGUCUGCUACGUUUGGAGCAUAUCAUGGACAAAACUGAGUCUGCUUCGGUAACAUUUAAUUUGCGCCCGAUUUUCGAUCAACUGGGCGGCGAGGAGAUACGUGAGACCACAUUGGAUGGUAGUUUAAGUUUGAGUGAAAUGAGUCGCUUCAAAUUCCAGCCCGAAGGUUCAAAGGUUCGCAAACCUGAGUAUUACAAAUCCUCACACACGCCACUUUCAGCGAAGAAGAAGGACUCGACGAGCAAAUUCAGUAUUGUUUUGAAUCCCAUGCAGAUACGUACAUUUAUUAUUAAAUGGAAAUAAAGUUCCUGUUAUUAAACAAGCGCAGUCAUCGUGAAA
Molecule: messenger RNA, 3173 nt
Organism: Bactrocera latifrons
Lineage: Eukaryota; Metazoa; Arthropoda; Insecta; Diptera; Tephritidae
Gene: LManI
Product: lysosomal alpha-mannosidase
Exons: 8
Coding region: 126-3137 (1003 amino acids)
Biological process (GO): mannose metabolic process
Cellular component (GO): lysosome
Molecular function (GO): carbohydrate binding; alpha-mannosidase activity
Source: RefSeq, a predicted model, not a curated record